AUGGCCGCCGCCGCAGUCGAGAACCCAGUGAACGUGCAGGCAGAGUCCAAGUCUGCCCGCAGGAAGAAGGCCAAGGCAGAGGCUGCAGCAAACGGCACGCAUCAAUCUACAGCUGCAGUACCAGAGGCAGAGUCCAAGGAUGCCUCCGUCGCACCACAAGGAGACGAUGCUGGCGACCACCCAUAUCUCAGAGAGUUGCAGAAGCAGAUCCGCAACGUCAACAAGAAGCUCACGCUGAUGCAGAAGGUGGACUCUAUCGUGGCUGAGAACCCAGGUGUGUCGGUUGAAGACCUCGUCGCACAGCGCAAGAUCAACAACGACCAGAAAGCACAGCUGCUCAAGAAGCCUCAGCUCCAGGCUCAGGUGCAGGACCUCACCGAGCGUUACCAGCACUACCGUUCGUUCGACUCCGAAUACCAGACCAAAUUCACUAAGCAGCGAGAGGAGCUUUCCUCUCAGCACGAGAAGGCGCUGGAGAAGAUCAAGGAGGAGGCACGUGUGGAGGCACUAUCUUCCAGUGCGAGCGAGCUCCGCAAGAAGCUGCUCACCUUCUCCCAGUUUCUGCGUGCUGCAGCUGCUAAGCGCGCCAUCGAAGACGAGACAGACACAGACGAGAGCAGAGCCUUUGAGGGCGCACUGCUGCUCGUGUACGGCGGUGACCAGAAGGCUGUGGAGACGGCAGUCAACAUCAUCGAGGGUGCUGGCGAGCGUGUCCCCAGCGUUGAGGGCAUCGAGCUGCCAAUUACCUUCGCACAAGUCAAGCAGGCCUCGGUCGGCCACGCACCUUUCCAGAACGAAGAGGCCUGGGCUCAAGAUGUCGCACAAGCUACGAGCGGACAAGCACCAGCCGAGCUGAGCGAUGUGCCAACAGCGACAUCCGAUCCUACCAUUGCAAACGCCGGCCUCACCGAGCUCGAGGCUCCUCGACAGAAUGGUGUUCCUGCCGAGACUCUCACCGAACCUUCAUCCGCUGCAGCGAUCUCAUCCGGCGAUGCUGGUAACCAGGCUGGCGAGCGCUGGGACACGACUUCAGCUGGCGCCCAGCAGGGUGGUCUUGAUGAGAGCUACGAGAUCGUUCCUCGUCCUUCUGAAGAGGUGGAUGUCCCCGCUCCAGCGGCAACACAACCACAGAGCACGAGCUGGGCUGAUGAGCCAGUACACGAGGCAGCAGCCGGAGUCGGCAAUCAGGCAGGCGAGAGCUGGAACGUGAAGGCACCCGGCGAGCAGACAAACAACAGCCGGGGAGCAGAGCCAGCCGCGGCUAAUGGCUGGGCUGAGCAAUCUGAGGCCGCUGCUGCAGCUGAUGACGGCUUCUCCGAGGUCCCAGGCCAUACUCGCGGCGGUCGAGGAGGUCACCGUGGCCGAGGUGGAGAUGGUGGUGAGUUCCGUGGUCGCGGUGGUCGUGGAGGCGGAUUCCGUGGCAACCGUGGCGGCGAUGGAGAAUUCCGAGGCAGAGGACGUGGGGCCUUCCGCGGAAAUCGUGGCGGCGAAGGCGAGGGACGCGGUGGACGUGGCGGACGUGGCCGUGGCGGUCCUCGUGGUGGAGGUGCUGAGGGUGGCAAUGCUGCGCGCUCGUAG
Molecule: messenger RNA, 1578 nt
Organism: Fulvia fulva
Lineage: Eukaryota; Fungi; Ascomycota; Dothideomycetes; Mycosphaerellales; Mycosphaerellaceae
Exons: 2
Coding region: 1-1578 (525 amino acids)
Source: RefSeq, a predicted model, not a curated record